Molecule: messenger RNA, 1272 nt
Organism: Ophidiomyces ophidiicola
Lineage: Eukaryota; Fungi; Ascomycota; Eurotiomycetes; Onygenales; Onygenaceae
Exons: 5
Coding region: 1-1272 (423 amino acids)
Biological process (GO): protein localization to cell surface; attachment of GPI anchor to protein
Cellular component (GO): membrane; GPI-anchor transamidase complex
Source: RefSeq, a predicted model, not a curated record
AUGCCCGUCGAUAGGAGAAAGAUUUGGGUCUUCGGAGGUGCCUUUGUUCUCCGACUGCUCCUAAUCCUCGUGUUCCCUGGCCUUCCUAAUCUCCUCACCCGUCGAGUUGAAGUUUCGACUCCUGUGAGCAGCUUCAAGAGGUUGCAAGAGGGCCUUUUUCUUUACAAUCGCGAUGUAUCUCCUUACGACGGCGGCGUUUUCCACCAGGCCCCAAUUCUACUCCCAAUCCUUUCGCUAUUGUCAGAAGCUUAUGAACACCAAUUAAUCACUGGGCUGGUGUACAUAUUCUUUGAUCUUUUAAACGCCAAUGCCUUAAGCAGUAUUUCCAACUCCGGAGAGGCAGUUGUGUCAAGGUUAUACACUUCUCCGCGAAAAAAUAUACGAUGGGAUGGCACAGCUAUCGCUGCUAGCUAUCUUUUCAACCCGUUCACAAUUGCUUCAUGUCUUGGCCGAUCAUCGAACAUCUUCACCAAUUCCGCCAUCAUAUUAUCAGUGUCAAAUGCGAUUGCUGGUAGUAGCUUCAACUCUAUGAUCGCAUUGGGAUUGGCCUCUUAUAUGUCUCUCUAUCCAGCUCUGCUCUUCCCACCUAUUGUUCUACUUUCUUAUGACCGAUACUUCGUUAACGGAACAUCCAAAAGGGGAAUUCUGACGUUUAUCCUGCGACAGUUUCUAAUCCUGGCCGGCAGCAUUGUGACUCUCUUAUAUGUUUCAUACCAUAUUGUGGGCCGAUCGUGGAGUUUCAUUCCCGCAACGUAUGGCGUGCAGCUUCUUGUUCCAGAUCUGACGCCAAAUGUUGGGCUCUGGUGGUAUUUCCUCAUCGAAAUAUUUGACCCGUUCCGGGAGUUCUUUUUAGGAGUCUUCUGGUUACACCUAGCUGCAUACGUUGGCGGACUGACAAUACGUAUUCGCCGCCAGCCGUUAUUUGUCAUCACUUCGCUCUUUGGGAUAUUCGCCAUAUUUAAGCCAUACCCCAGCAUUUCCGAUGUUUCUAUAUAUUUUGCGUUCUUACCCUUGUACCGACAUGUUUUUCCUCUUAUGCGAUACACUUUUUUCGCUGUAUCUGCAUUAUUCUAUGCAAGUCUUUUAGGACCCAUAUUCCAUCAUCUGUGGAUUUAUGCCGGCUCAGGAAAUGCAAACUUUUUCUAUGCAAUCACGCUUGUUUGGAGUUUGGGCUUGUCAAUAAUUGUCACGGAUUCCCUGUUCGCUGUGCUGAGAGAUGAAUGGGAAAAGGAGAGGCCAGAAAUGAAAGGUAAAAUAGCUGGGCAGAUCUAG